Messenger RNA from Pteropus alecto (black flying fox), 1068 nucleotides. It is a transcript of the gene NEUROD1, whose product is annotated as neuronal differentiation 1. Gene Ontology annotation, biological process: regulation of DNA-templated transcription; nervous system development. The transcript has a single exon. Gene Ontology annotation, molecular function: protein dimerization activity. NCBI's taxonomy places the organism in Eukaryota, Metazoa, Chordata, Mammalia, Chiroptera, Pteropodidae. The record is from RefSeq and is a predicted model, not a curated record. The coding region runs from base 1 to 1068 and encodes 355 amino acids.
AUGACCAAAUCAUACAGCGAGAGCGGGCUGAUGAGCGAGCCUCAACCCCAGGGGCCUCCAAGCUGGACAGACGAGUGUCUCAGUUCUCAGGACGAGGAACACGAGGCAGAAAAGAAGGAAGACGACCUGGAAACUAUGAACGCUGAAGAAGACUCACUGAGGAACGGAGAAGAGGGGGACGAAGACGAGGAUCUGGAGGAGGAAGAAGAGGAGGAAGAGGAGGACGAUGAUCAGAAGCCCAAGAGACGCGGCCCCAAAAAGAAGAAGAUGACCAAGGCGCGCCUGGAGCGUUUUAAGCUGAGGCGCAUGAAGGCCAACGCCCGGGAGCGGAACCGCAUGCACGGGCUGAACGCGGCGCUGGACAACCUGCGCAAGGUGGUGCCCUGCUACUCCAAGACUCAGAAGCUGUCCAAAAUUGAGACGCUGCGUUUGGCCAAGAACUACAUCUGGGCUCUGUCGGAGAUCCUGCGUUCGGGCAAAAGCCCUGAUCUGGUUUCCUUCGUACAGACGCUCUGCAAGGGCUUAUCUCAGCCCACCACCAACUUGGUUGCGGGCUGUCUGCAGCUCAAUCCUCGAACUUUCCUGCCGGAGCAGAACCAGGACAUGCCCCCGCACCUGCCGGCGGCCAGCGCUUCCUUCCCUGUUCACUCCUACUCCUACCAGUCUCCGGGUUUGCCCAGCCCUCCGUACGGUACCAUGGACAGCUCUCACGUCUUCCACGUAAAGCCGCCGCCUCACGCCUACAGCGCGGCGCUAGAGCCCUUCUUUGAAAGCCCCCUGACUGAUUGCACCAGCCCUUCCUUUGACGGACCCCUCAGCCCGCCGCUCAGCAUCAACGGCAACUUCUCUUUCAAACACGAACCAUCCACCGAGUUUGAGAAAAAUUAUGCCUUUACCAUGCACUAUCCCGCAGCGACUCUGGCUGGGGCCCAAAGUCACGGAUCGAUCUUCUCGGGAGCUGCUGCCCCUCGCUGCGAGAUCCCUAUAGACAAUAUUAUGUCCUUCGAUAGCCAUUCACAUCAUGAGCGAGUCAUGAGUGCCCAACUCAAUGCCAUCUUUCACGAUUAG